GAUCUAGGCCAUAAGUUAACCGAUCCUGUUCGACAUAAUUAAAGUCUAAGAAUUCCCAUGUACGAUGGUAAAUCGUUGCAAGUGAAAUCAAUCAAAAUCAUCGGUUGAACUAUUAUCUGGCAUUUGUUAAAACGACAAAAAUGUAUAUUUUCUAAUAAUUUAUACUUGUCGUUCCUACAUAUGACGGCUAAAUCGGAUGAAUUGCUGACUUUAUUUUGCGAUCGGUAUCUUCCAUCUUCCAGCUAACGUUGUCUUUGAAAGCUUGAGGGAUGUAUGUAUGUAUGUAUGAUGUGAGUGACCGAACUCAGUAUAGAAGAACAAUGAAAGGAGGAUAUAAAAUGAAUAUCAUCGUAGAUACGUUGAACGUGGCAUUUUGUAAUUCGGUAUCGAGACAUUAGCUUUCGCUUAUAAUUUGAUACGGAUUUGUCCAAUUUUAUAGGCCAUCGGAAUAGCGCUGAAUUUGAAUCAUUUAUCAUUCAUUUCCGAUGUAGUCGUAAUUUGUAUAAAAAUGAUAAAACUAUACGUUGAUAAUAUACAAGUUAUUGUAUUAAAAUAUUUUAAUGGAUACGCAUAUAUACAUAUAUAUCGUAUAGAAGAAAAAAAAAAGGAUCCGUUUGCGUAAUAAAAUAAAUUCCUUUUGCGGAGUCUUCUGUUGGGAAUAUAUCAGAUGUCCGAAUACAAUGCGAUAGUUGUGCUCCAAGUGCGAACACGGAAAAGUUUGAAAUGAUUCAAUAUGUAGCAACCAGUAAUAUCGUGAUAAUAUAAAGUGUGAUUAGAAAGUCGUGUUUGCCAAAUUAAGAAACGAAAUACAUUUUUCCCCCUUAAUGUUUGAUACGAAUAAGUAUUCAUUUUGUAUCGUUCUAUUCUCUCUUCUUUACGAGGAGUUUCGUGUAAAGGAUAUCUCCGUGAAAUUCUCUUCAGUGAUAAAUAGGUAACGGGAUCGUGUCUCGUAGUGCAGUGUGUAGCUGUGGUGGUAGUGGUAGUAGCGGCGGCGGCUACGGCGGCAACCGCGACGGUGGCGGUGUUGGUGGUGGUGGAUGGUGGUGGUAGUGGUGAAAGAAAAGGGCGGUAAAGCACAGUAAAGCAUUCUGACGCGCGUAGAACGUUAAAAAAACAUAGUAUCUAUCUCAGGGUCGUGACCAAACGGUGAUUUUGCAGUCCGAAUUAAACGGUCGACGGAUUAGUAUGCGAAGACUCAGUAUGCGAACAAAACGCAGGAAGUCCGAGAGAAACAGUGAGAGCGAAACUGAAGAAAAUGGCGUCCAGUCGCAGAAGCGUAACGAUACAUCCGAUAGCUCGAUUGAUACUGACGAAAAUAAUAAGAAAGACAAAGAAAACGAGUCCGAUGAAAGCGAGGAUCAGAGUUCGCAACUAAAUCGAAAAUCGAGCGGAAAAAAGCGCCUUUCUCGGGGGCGUCAAAGUGAAGAACAAAAGACAACGUCGAUGGCAAAUAGCAAACAAACAUCGAAAUCGAAGAAACAACAACUGGAAGAUGCCGAUGAAAUGAAGAGUAGCGCAGAUGAAGAAAAUGGUAAUGUAACGAGGCGGGGAGCAAACAAAAGACGUAAAAAAGACGAAGUGAAAACAGAGCAAAAGACAUCUCCUACGUCUAGUCGCGGUGCAGCAGACGGUGAACAGGAGUAUGAGGUCGAUAAAAUCGUUGGUCAUCGUACCAUCAAAGGUAGACGACAAUUUCUGGUAAGAUGGAAAGGAUACGGAGAAGAUUCGGAUACCUGGGAACAAGAAAAAGAUUUGAAUUGUCCUAAACUUAUCGAAGAUUUUCUGACGGAAGAUGCCGAAACCGAAGAAACCAUAUCAGAAAAAUCUGCUAAAUCGAUUAAAAUUAAAUCGCCAAAAGCAGAUAAGAAAAAAGAUAUUAAAAAAUCCAAACAUAAUAAAAGACAAUCCAAUUUAUCAGAAGAGGAAAAUGAUUCUGAUAGUGCAAUUAAAAAUGAUGAGAGUCAAAAGGAGUUCGAAGUUGAUAAAAUAAUAGAAGUACAUUUUAAGAAAAAUAAAAAGAGAGAAUUCCUUAUUCGUUGGAAAGGCUUUAGUGCUGCAGAUGACACUUGGGAGCCAGAAGAAAAUUUAAAUUGUCCUGAUCUAAUAACUAAAUUUAUGGAAAAAGUUGAAAAAGCAAAAACUACAGAUAUGCGACAACUAAGAACAAAUCCUACCCAUACAAAACGUUACACAUUAUCAACACAUGAUUCAGGAAGAAGACUGUCACGUCGACAUAUGGACAAACAAAGAAUAAUCUUACGUAUGUAAUAUUGAAGAGAGAAAAGU
Molecule: messenger RNA, 2286 nt
Organism: Vespula pensylvanica (western yellowjacket)
Lineage: Eukaryota; Metazoa; Arthropoda; Insecta; Hymenoptera; Vespidae
Product: transcriptional regulator ATRX homolog
Exons: 4
Coding region: 1186-2268 (360 amino acids)
Biological process (GO): chromatin organization; negative regulation of transcription by RNA polymerase II
Cellular component (GO): pericentric heterochromatin
Molecular function (GO): chromatin binding
Source: RefSeq, a predicted model, not a curated record